This is a messenger RNA of Bactrocera oleae (olive fruit fly), 5664 nucleotides long. The record is from RefSeq and is a predicted model, not a curated record. NCBI's taxonomy places the organism in Eukaryota, Metazoa, Arthropoda, Insecta, Diptera, Tephritidae.
CCAGCUGCGAGCGUUGAUGAGCGCGCGGAAGCUAAGCAAUGACACAAUGACGCUCCAUCACAAUGGGUAUGUAUCGUUGGGAACUUUAGUGGCCGCCAAUUGAUAGUGACUUUGUUGGACGCUUCAGUUCACUACAAAACGUUGAUGUGCGCGGUCGUUGGCGCGGUUGACAGGCAAAAACAAAAGCAAAGCGGUGAAAUUACAAUAUAAUAACAAAACGUAAAUACGUUCAAAUUGCGCGAGAAACCGGUUGAAUAAGCGCCUAUCAUUUGCACUAAAAUACCGGCUGCUUAUUUGCAAGUGUGUAAUUAGUGGAGACGAGUGAUAAAAGAAGAAAACAAAAUUAAAGAAAUUAAAAAAAAAAGAAUAAUAACGCACAAGCAAUGACAAACGAUACGUACAUACAUACGUACAUAUGUACAUGCAUUUACCUAUACAGAAACAAAAACUUUGUUUGACAAAUAGUGACCACAUACGCUCCGCACACACCCCCGUUCAAACAUCAUGGAUUGUGAAGUAUACACAAAAAUACAUAUAUACAAUAUUUGCAAUACAUAUUUACUUAAGGCAAAUACGCGCACAUUUUAUAUACAAAAUACUAUUUAAGUACAUACUGACAUCAAAAAAAAAAAAAAAAAAUCACAAGUAAACAUACAUAUGUAUGUUUCCACCUGGAUGACACAUACUAUUGGCUUAAUUGUAUAAUUGUUGUUUUUGUUGUAUUUGAGUAGUGUUUUCACGGUUGUUAUUAAAGGACUGACCGGUCUGUUCGACGUUGAAAUAAACAAAAUAAAUUUGUCGCAUUCAAAAGCACAAAAAAGAAGGUGACGAAGUUUCUUAAGCCUAAGAUAAAAAAAAACCACACACACAUAUACGUAAAUACUCAUAUGUAUACACGAAAAUAAAUGUACUUAAGAUAACGAUCAAGUGUUGCAAAAAAGAAAUAAUGAAGAGUUAAAAGGCUAAAGAGGCGAAGAUAACACCGAGCACAGCGAGCGAAAAGAAGAUUGUCCAACGUAAAUAAACCAGAAGAGAGACAGAACGGUAGCGCUGUAGGGUAUUACAGCUUUUCACAGGAACCAGACCAAAAACAAUGGCACAAACACAUACACAAACGUUUUUUCGCAGAUUUCCACUGCAACUUGUCUUUAUCGGCUUGGCGCUCACCAUUUGCCUACCGCCCCUAGUGAUCGCUUACAAUGAGAACUUUCAUCAACGCGAUGGCAUUCAUGUGCCUUGUACCUUCUUUGAUACGGUCAAUGUAACGGGCGAUCAGCAUUUCCCCAACGGUUCAUAUCUACACGAUGGCAUUAUGAUCCCCCCACAACUGAUCGGCACCUACGACUACAUUUACACCGAUCUCGUGCGGCGUGUCGAAGUGGAGUCACAUGUGCGAGCUUGUAUUUGUAAACUGAAGCCAUGCAUUAAUAUCUGCUGUCCGUGGGGUGCAAGUUAUAGUACCAAUGAGAGCGCUUGUGUCAACAAUACCGACUAUAAGUGGCCCCAGCCGCUGUUAAAUUUGACUAUGCCAGGAGAAACGUUGAAGGUGGUGAAUAUUUUUAAUGAAUUUGCUGUGCAGAGUUUUCGACCAUGUGAAUAUAUGUACUCAUUGCAACCGGAGCUCGGCUCUUUCGACGAUUGGAAGCUGUUCGAGAAUGGCACAUUACUGCGCGUGCUCGACAUGGUCUAUCUCAGCAAAAACGAAUUCUGUUUCCAUCCGACGGUGGCGAAUGAUACUAUAGACACUAUGUACAUCAUCAAUCCGGCUAAUUGCAACUAUGACACAGAUUACAGCACCAUUAAGACAAUAAAUGCUUAUGCCAUGUUGUUUUCCAUACCGUUCAUGAUACUCACCAUUGUCGUUUACUUGAGCAUACCGGAGCUGCGCAAUCAACACGGCAAAUCGUUGGUUUGCUAUUUAAUUGGACUCAUUAUUGGUUACUCGUUGCUUGCGAUAAGUUCUUUGCAAUUGGAUGCCUACUCCAGUCUAGCGUUCUGCAAGUCGCUUGGUUAUGUCGCCUAUUACUUUUUCAUGGCAGCAUUCUUUUGGCUGAGUGUUAUCAGCUUCGAUUUGUGGCAUAAUUUCCGUGGCACGCGUGGCAUUAAUCGUUUUCAGGAGAAGAAACGUUUUCUGGUCUAUUCGCUUUAUGCCUGGGGUAUACCGGUGCCUUUUUUGAUCUUUACGUGGUAUGCGCAAGAAAUUGCGGCUAUACCGGAUUAUUGGAAACCUGGUAUUGGCGGUGGCGAGUAUUGCUGGUUGGACAUGCGCACUUGGUCAGCGAUGGUUUACUUCUUUGGUCCAAUCGUUCUCAUAAUUAUGGCUAACAGUAUAAUGUUCGUCUUAACUGCCAUGAAGAUACACAGGGUUCAACGAGAAAUGGCGCGUAUAAUGGCUCGCGAGGAUAGCACCAAGAAUUUACGUACCGAAAAGGAUAAAUUCGGUCUCUUUUUGCGCCUAUUCAUUGUCAUGGGCGUCAUAUGGUCUAUGGAGAUAUUUUCAUAUUUUGUCGGCGCCGAUAAAGGCUGGGCCAAGAUCUUCUACAUUUCGGACAUAUGCAAUGCCAUACAAGGUUUCCUCAUAUUCAUGUUGUUUGUCAUGAAGAAGAAGGUCAAACAUUUAAUAACAAAUCGAAUGAGUGUAGUAACUAAUACCAAAAGCGACAGCAAGCAGGUCGCAGUGAUCAACAUAGCGCCAUAAUAACAAAGGUUCGCAUACAACUGCUACUGCUGCUGCUGAGCUAAACGCUACACAUACAGCGGCGGUCACAAGCAUAAAAACACCAAAAAAAGAACAAAAAAAAACAACAAAAAGAACUAAAAAUGUUGCUACCUGCUACCUGUUGCCUGCCAUUCGUUUCCCGCCAUGCAUUCUCACCUGCCUUCUGCCUCCUGCAAAAUUAAACAAAAACAAAAAACCUACCAUAGUUUACUCACAUUAAAUUGGCUUAUGAAUAUGCUAAAGACUGUAUCUACUUAUGUUAUAAUUGUAAACUGUGUCACCAGUAGUCAACUACUCUAUGUAAAAAACGAAAUUGAAACAAAAACAAAAACAAAACUCAUAACGUUACUUACUCGCUACUCGUCACUAGUGACUCUUCAAAACAAGCGAAUAUGUCAAAUUAUAAUUUAUAAUUGAUUUCUCGAAAGCCUACUCAAGCGCCGGCCGCCGGGUACAAGCCACACGAACUCAACCAGCUCCACGAAUUCUGAUUAUAAUCAAAAUCCCGAUAAGUAUGCAAUGAAAAUGAAGUCAUCACAGGCGCUGCGUGGCAGUGAUCGCUUCUAGCGAAGAGCUAUUCGUCUACACGUGACAGCAGCAACCAGCGUCAGAGCCAGUACUCAACGAAGACAACGUCCAGCAGUGUUGGCAAUUUAACGCUCUCGGCUGCUGGGCCCGCUGAGAGGCCGCUAAUGUUGCCAACCGAACGGACGACAAGUUUGAGAAAUUAAAUUGCAAAGAUGAAAUGAAUGAAAAUGAAGUGAUUUAAACGAAAUAGAUACAAGUCAAAUGAAAUUGAUUAAAGAAAUUGAAAUGGAUUGAAUUGAAAAAUACUUUCAAGCCUGUUGUUGAAUAUUGAGAGAGGCGGACAAUUUGUGUGAGGUAAAACAACGUGGAAAAUGUUAAAGUCUUAAAAAUGUGCAGAGGUGGAGUAUAGAAAAAUCACUGGCAGCCGCAAAAAAAAAUUGAAAAUAAAUUAAAACAAAAAUCACAAAUCAUAUUUAGCACGAAGAUGAGCCUGAGACGUAGGUUUUAAGUUAUAAAGCAUAGCACUUAACUACUUUUAAUAUUAAUUUACAUCUUUAUGUAUGUAAAGUAAGAAACAGCUUUUGUGAAAGUGUCAUAUUUUUGUUGUACCAUAUGUAUCUAAGUAAUUCAUUUAAUUAUUUAGUUUGCUUUAAAAUAUAUCUAUAUAUAUAUGAAAUUAGCGAGCCAUAUAAAACAAAUAUAAAAGACAUACAUAUAUAUGUACAUAAAUACUGUAAUACAUAUAAACGCAUAUAAACACGCGCAUGCACAUAAGAACAAUGAAAUAAAAAUAACUAACUGUACUUAAGAUAACUAAGUUGUGAGUUUAUAUUUAAAUUCUUAAAUGCUAAAGGCUGCAAGGGGUCACAGCGGUGGUUAGUUAAAAAUUUCAAAGAUCAAAAAUUGGUAUUAAGUUUAUUAAAAAAUUUGUUUCUAAUGAAAAAUAUAUUUAAAAUUAUAUACAAUAAAUGAAAUAUUUUUAAUUUUUUAAUUUUUCUUUUAUUAAAAAAUAAAUUAAUAAAGUAAAAAAAUAAUAUUUAAAAAAAAAAUCGAAAAAAUGGUAUUAUGAAAUAGUAAUAAAAAAAGCACAUAUUAUUAAAAGAAUAAAAAAAUGUAUAUGUAAAACAAAGCAUUAAUGAGUUAUUUGCAACUUGCAAUGUUUUGUUCUUAGUUUUUAUUUUUAAAUUUACAUUUAAUCAAAGAAAUUUAAGUGGAAAUUUUUGAACAUUUGUCUCAAAAUCGUCUCACGAAAAAAAAAGAAUAUUUAUUUGUGUAUUACUACCAGUUAAUCUAUGAAAUACUUAUUUAUUAAAUAUACCGUUAUUUCACAAAAAUUGUUUGAUUCAAAAUUUCUUCGAACGUUAAUGCGAUAAAAAAAUUUUAAUUUGCCUGAAUUAGCCUGUUCACGUCAAUAACAGUUCAACAUAACCUCAAAUUAUUUUUAUUUUCAAAAAUGCUUAGUAAUUCGUAGAGCUCAGAAACAAAAAUUUUAUUCGUAAUUAAUGACGUCUAAAAAGCUUUUCGUAGAAUAUAUUUGUUUGUGGAAUUUUCUUUAAAAAACAAAAAAACUCUUUCGUUGGGUAGCGUUUCAGAUUCGAGGGUUUUAGUCACCAUUGACCGGUUGAAAAGCUUCUUAAUUAAAUCCGUUAUAUAGACAAAGCGCCUAGAGCUUGCCACGAAUUUGCAUACAUAGGUUAUUUUUUAUUUAGAAGCGUGUAGCAAAAGAACGCUCAGUUAAUAGUCAAAUUUCUUUAACGGUUUAAAUCUACAGAUGUGCUAACUGUCAGCCUUCACUUUUUCCCCAUCAACUGAACUCGCAAAAUAAAAAGUUAGAUGCAAGACUGGCUAGCGGCUACUAAACUCACAAUAACAAUCAUACAUAAUAGGCGUGUUGGUAUCAGUAAAAUUGACUUACCAAAAUCUGUAAGUAUGCACAAUUUUUGUCAUUUAUGACACACAGUGCAAGAAAAGUUUCAGUAAUUUUUAGAAGCAAUCUUACCUGGAAAAGAAAAAACAAUACGAAAAUCGUUAUAAGAGCUUGUAUGUAUGUGCCUUUUAAACUUAAAAUAUGUAAAAUAUUUCUUAUUCAUAUAACGUCAUAACAGUAAAAUGUAUUUAAUUACACUCCAUUUGUAUGUUAAUGGGCUUAUGUGUAUGCACAUGCGCAGAGUCAUAGUUAAAUAAGAAAAUCUUGAUCAUCCUUUGCUUCAUUCCUUUUUUUUUUUUUAAAAUACUAUAUACAAGUACAUAUAUUUAAUAUUUUUUUUUUUUUAAUUUAAUAUUUUUAUUAUUGAAUAUUUUUUUAUAAUUUUUUUAAUAAAUUAUUUACAUAAAACUUUCACUUAUUAAGUAUGAAUUGUUAAUUAAUAUAAAUAUUUUUGAUUUGAAUAAAAGUGUAAAAAACACCAAAGAGAUAA